Molecule: messenger RNA, 441 nt
Organism: Aureobasidium melanogenum CBS 110374
Lineage: Eukaryota; Fungi; Ascomycota; Dothideomycetes; Dothideales; Saccotheciaceae
Product: ribosomal protein S17e
Exons: 3
Coding region: 1-441 (146 amino acids)
Biological process (GO): translation
Cellular component (GO): ribosome
Molecular function (GO): structural constituent of ribosome
Source: RefSeq, a predicted model, not a curated record
AUGGGUCGCGUUCGUACCAAGACUGUCAAGAAGUCCGCCAAGGUCAUCAUUGAGCGUUACUACCCCAAGUUGACUCUCGACUUCGAGACCAACAAGCGCAUCUGCGAUGAGAUUGCUAUCAUUGCCUCCAAGCGCCUGCGCAACAAGAUCGCUGGUUACACCACUCACUUGAUGAAGCGUAUCCAGCGUGGUCCCGUCCGCGGUAUCUCGUUCAAGCUCCAGGAAGAGGAGCGCGAGCGCAAGGACCAGUACGUCCCCGAGGUCUCUGCUCUCGACUUCACCCAGAACUCCGAGUCUGGCAUGCUCGACGUCGACCAGGACACCAAGGACCUCCUCAAGUCCCUCGGCUUCGACGCCAUCAACGUCAACGUCGUCCCCGUCGCCCAGCAGCAGGUUGCCGAGCGUCCUCGCCGCUUCGGCGACCGCCUCCCCCGCAACUAA